AUGUGGCCACACAAAAAAAAUGUAUACGCAAAGCGCGCGCCGCAACUGCGCGCGCCGACUGUACCUGCGCCCGCGACGAGGCGGGCGGCGCGCCGCGAGGUCAGCGGUCCGAUCGCCCCGCGGCCAGUGACGCGCCUAACUGUACCGUCGAUGUUUCCGACGCGGUCCACAUUUCGUAAGGGGACCGGCGCGGCAUGCAGUACGCCGCACCCAGCGACGUACCGAAUUCGGCGCGACAAAGCCCUAGACGGGGCGCGCGCACGCAUGCAGCGCGUGACGCGCGGUGACCGCCUGUCACAGUCUGAACGAUUAGCAAACGAACUUUCUAGAAUCAUCGGCCCG
Iphiclides podalirius (scarce swallowtail) is the source of this 342-nucleotide messenger RNA. NCBI's taxonomy places the organism in Eukaryota, Metazoa, Arthropoda, Insecta, Lepidoptera, Papilionidae. The record is from the annotation of a GenBank genome assembly.